This is a messenger RNA of Knipowitschia caucasica, 2019 nucleotides long. Lineage: Eukaryota; Metazoa; Chordata; Actinopteri; Gobiiformes; Gobiidae. The record is from the annotation of a GenBank genome assembly.
AUGGAACUGGAUACCGGCUCUGCAGUGUCAGUGAUGGCGCACAGUGACUUUGUGCAGUACUUUGGAGACCAGAAGCUGAACUCGUCAUCUGUCCUCCUAAAGACAUAUACUGGAGAGAAAAUCAAGCCCCUCGGCGUAUUGCCGGUGGAGGUACAACACAAUGGCAAACAAUGCACAUUGGACUUGUACAUUGUAAAAAGAGGAGGACCAGCACUGUGGGGCCGAGACUGGCUGAGGAAAUUACAGCUGGAUUGGAAGUCCAUUAAAAGCCUGCAGGUGGCGCCAAACACCACCGACAAGUCCACAGAGGUCAAAUUGGAGACAGUCUUGGUGGCUGCAACGCCUGUAUUCCAAGAUGGAAUUGGGACAUUAAAAAAAAUAAAGGGCAAAAUUGUUCUUCAAGACGGGGCCAUCCCACGUUUCCACAAAGCACGGCCAGUUCCGUACGCCAUACGACAGAAGGUGGAAGCGGAGCUGGACCGCCUAGAGGCCGACGGAAUCCUGUCUAAAGUUGACUGGAGCCCAUGGGCCACACCCAUUGUCCCAGUAGCAAAGAAGUCAGGGGCAGUGAGGGUGUGUGGGGACUUCAAAAUCACAAUCAAUCCUGUGCUACAAGCAGAACAAUAUCCACUUCCCAGGAUCGAGGACAUUUUUGCAAACCUGGCUGGUGGAAAGCGGUUCACCAAGGUGGACCUGGCAGAGGCCUAUCUACAGAUGGAGAUAGAGGAAGACUCGAAGAUGUUCCUGACCAUCAAUACUCUAAAGGGCUUGUACCGCUACAACAGGUUGGUAUUCGGAGUGGCCUCAGCCCCGGCUAUCUGGCAGCGUGCUAUGGAUCAGGUGUUGCAGGGGAUUCCAGCGGCACGCAUGCAGCGUUGGGCCCUGUUCCUGGGAGGGCAUCGGUACAAGAUUGAAUUCAAGAGCACGCUAAAUCACGCCAAUGCAGACGGGUUGUCUCGGUUGCCACUCGACACCGCAACAGACACAAAGGGAGACAAAGAAUCAGUGGCGAUGUUCACGCUCAUGCAGAUCGAAAGCCUCCCAAUGACAGCGGAGAUGAUUGAGAGAGAGACCCGGAAAGAUGCAACUCUCUCACAAGUGUACAAAGCAACGCAGACAGGCUGGGCAGCUAGUGAAAGGUCUUUCCUCGCUCCAUAUUUCCAACGCCGGGAUGAGCUUGCUAUUGACUCUGGGUGCCUUAUGUGGGGAAUGAGGAUCAUCAUACCCACCAAGAUGUUUAUGAAGCUGAAUGGAAUCCGCCACAUAACAUCAGCUCCCUACCAUCCGGCUACUAAUGGGCUCGCCGAGAGGUUCGUACAAACUCUAAAACAAGGUCUGCGAGCCUUUGCGGAUGCACCCAUUUCUCUUCAGCAGAAGUUAGCCAACGUCCUGUUUGCCUACCGUAACGCCACUCAUGCUACUACUAACCGAACCCCUGCCAUGCUGUUCCUGGGACGGGGGCUGCGCUCAAGACUGGACCUGCUAAAGCCGAACCUGCGACGGACGGUAAUGGAUCGUCAGAUCAAGCAGGGUAAAGGGACUCACAAUAGAGAAACGCGUCAACUGGAAAUUGGACAGACUGUGCUUGCCAGAAAUUACCGUGGAGAACACAAGUGGAUUCCCGGUAUAAUCAGAGAGAGGAAAGGGCCCUUGUCCUACACCGUAGAAGUAGCUCCGGACCCUAUCUGGCGACGCCACCUUGAUCAACUACGGGGGUCAGAGGUACGCACUGCAGCGGAGAUGGUGGAUCCUGCUGCUUCAUUCAUCGCUGCUCAGGGGGACCUGAGCCUGCCAACUGCCAGCGCUACUCCAGAGACCAUGAGCCUGCCUAGCUCGACCGCAGGCCAAGACAGCCGGAACCUGCAAAGCUCCGACAGCGACAUGGGGUGUCUGCCAAGCCCUGGUCCGCCCCUGACCCCACGCAUUGGUCUCCCUAGAGCUGGGGCGAGCCCGGCGGUUACACCUGAGAGACGUUAUCCAAUGCGUACUCACAGACCUCCCAAGAGACUAUCCCUUUAA